CAUUAAAAACAAAGAGUGCGUGUUAUUCAGCCUGAACGGUUCCACCGUCACAUGACGUGCGGCCCCCUCUGCAGCAAGUUUCAACGGAUCUGCUGUCAGUCCACAGAGUUGGCGAACACACAGUGGAUCCUCAAGUGUGUCUGCAGGCAACAGAGCUGACUGCAGGCUAAAGCUUGUCGGACAGAACACACCCUCUGACACACUGACACACACACACACACACACACUCUGCACAUUCAGUACAACACACAGCGAGACGCAGCGCGGAGAGACCGAGAGGUAAGAAGGCUACAACACACUAUAUGUAUAGACAAACACCCGUUAUAAACGCUGAUUCCAAAGUAACCAUAGAACUUUCUGACGUGGUAUUUCGCAGCUGUACAUGUUUUAUAUGCCAACAAUUAAUUCUUAGCAUCCUGGAAGCAGUGAGUUGACGGUUCAGUGGUUUGGUCAAUAAGCAGAGAAAAGGACGUCCUUAUUGAGAAAAUAAGUGAAUUUCAAAACAAGCAUUACUCAAAAAGCUGAAGAACUGGUUUACCGCAACACAUCCAGACUGUCGAGGUUCUUAUGCGUUUUUUGUUCAGGCCUCAGAAAUGGCAGAACAAGAGUCAUCUGCUGCUGAGGGUCAGUCAGCACGCCGUGGUCUGGCCGCGCCCCCUGCAGGCAGCCACGGGGUACUGCUGGACGGACUGAGCUUCACCCCACUGGACGCCAACGGCGUUCCACCUUUCCCACGCUCUCCAAAACUACAGAGGAAGAUCGCUAUCGCUGCUCAGCCCUCUCAGGAGCAGCUGGUCAGACGUCUGGAAGAGCUGCAGGCCGAGUGGUCCAGGACCGGGGCUCACAUCCAGUCUCUGAAGAAACGCAAGGCUGACCUCUCUCAGGUUCGAGAGGACUUUGAGAACAUGCGCUGCGUGCUGAAGCAGGAUGAGCAGGCCGUCCAGGACUACCUGGAUCUUGAUCUGAGGCAGACCAGAAGCAGACGGGACCAGGUUCUGAACAAGUGGCAUCACCACCAGGACCAGGUCAACAAGAGCAUCGGCAGCCUCCAGAGAGCACUGAGCUCCAGCCCGGCGGAGGAAGGCAGGAAGUCUGACCCUCUGAGGUACACACUGCACCAUUACACACAGUCCCAUACAGCCCUGUUGCUGACCACUCUGUCUCAUUGUAAUCUCUCAGUCCAAAGAAGCCGGAUGCCUCGGAGAAAGAUAUCCGCCUGAACGAAGAGCGCUUUCAAAGGCUCCUGAAGACGCUGUCCUCCAUCUCCAAGCA
Pseudoliparis swirei is the source of this 1272-nucleotide messenger RNA. RefSeq lists its product as uncharacterized. Lineage: Eukaryota; Metazoa; Chordata; Actinopteri; Perciformes; Liparidae. The transcript is spliced from 4 exons. The record is from RefSeq and is a predicted model, not a curated record. The coding region runs from base 594 to 1220 and encodes 208 amino acids.